Molecule: messenger RNA, 1720 nt
Organism: Pyrgilauda ruficollis (rufous-necked snowfinch)
Lineage: Eukaryota; Metazoa; Chordata; Aves; Passeriformes; Passeridae
Gene: TMEM120A
Product: transmembrane protein 120A
Exons: 12
Coding region: 56-1081 (341 amino acids)
Biological process (GO): fat cell differentiation
Cellular component (GO): membrane
Source: RefSeq, a predicted model, not a curated record
CAGCGCCGCCCGUCGCCGCGGGCCGGGCCGGGCCGGUGCCGCCGCCAUCGCCGCCAUGGCCUGCGGCGCCUCGCUCGCCGAGUGCCUGCGCGAGUGGGAGGAGCUGCAGGACGGCUACCAGCGCAUCCAGGACAACCACAGGCUGUACAAGCAGAAACUCGAGGAGCUGACCAAGCUGCAGGAUGGGAUCUCCAGCUCCAUCGCCCGGCAGAAGAAGCGGCUGAAGGAGCUGUCGCUCUCCCUCAAAAAAUGCAAAGGCCAGGCGACUCCCGAGCAGGAAGCAUCCAUCCAAGAGACCCAGAGCCUGAUUAAAGAGAGGCAGAACGUGUUCUUUGAGAUGGAGGCCUAUCUGCCAAAGAAGAACGGGUUGUACCUGAGUCUGGUGCUCGGCAAUGUGAACGUGACACUGCUCAGCAAACAGGCCAAGUUUGCGUAUAAAGAUGAGUACGAGAAGUUCAAGCUCUACCUCACCAUCAUCCUACUCAUUGUCUCCUUCUCCUGUCGGUUCCUCCUCAACUCCAGGGUGACAGACGCCGUCUUCAACUUCCUCCUGGUGUGGUACUACUGCACCCUCACCAUCCGCGAGAGCAUCCUGAUCAACAACGGCUCCAAGAUCAAAGGCUGGUGGGUUUUCCAUCACUACAUCUCCACCUUCCUCUCAGGUGUCAUGCUGACGUGGCCAGAUGGGCUCAUGUACCAGAUGUUCAGGAACCAGUUUCUCUCCUUCUCCAUGUACCAGAGCUUUGUGCAGUUCCUGCAGUAUUACUACCAGAGUGGGUGCUUGUACCGGCUGCGAGCGCUGGGAGAGAGGCACAACAUGGACCUGACUGUGGAGGGCUUCCAGUCCUGGAUGUGGAGAGGCCUCACGUUCCUGCUUCCCUUCCUCUUCUUUGGGCAGUUCUGGCAGCUCUACAACGCCAUCACCCUGUUCCGCAUGCUGCAGCACCCCGAGUGCAAGGAGUGGCAGGUCCUCAUGUGCGGUCUCCCCUUCUCCAUCCUCUUCCUGGGCAACUUCUUCACCACCCUCCGUGUCGUCCACCAGAAGAUUCAGAACAAGAACCAGGACACGAAGGAGAACUGAAGUGGGGCACUGUGGGGGCCUGGACUGUUUCUGCCCACUGGCUCCAUCCCCUAUCCCCUUCUCCUCAGUUCCGUCCGGACUCUGGCGUCUCGUCCCAUUCCUUGGAGGCCUGGGUGUGGGACAGAGCUUGGGGCCUGCUCCUGGACAGUCCCUGUGCUCAGGAGUCACUCACCUGGAGGCAGGAGCACCCUGCACCUCCUGCCCUGGCUGCCUUCCACAUCCAAGCAGCAGGAUGCUUGGGCCAGCCGCUCCCCCCCUUUCACUGGGAUGUUCCCUGGCUGCUGGUGCUCCUCACUGGGACAGGGCAGCAUCCAGGGACUGCCUCCCGCAGCUCCUGGGGUGCUGGAGGCUCCCCUUUUCCCCCAGCCCUGCAGCCAGGGCAGCCCCUGUGUGCUGAGGGCAGAGGCCCUCCAAGGGCAGCUGGGGCUGUGCACAGCCCUGAUUCCAGGGCUGCCCCAGCUCCUCCCUCGCCUUCAAUCCACAGGGAAGGGGUGGCUGGGGCACGGGAGGGGUGGGAGCAGCAGGAGCUGGGGCUGUGCAGGCUGCAGCCUGGGCUGGCAGCUCCUGAGGCUGCAGAUGUGAAAAUAAAGGGAAGGAGCUGCCCCGGGUCACCGGGACAGUCUGGGAACUGCUCCCACA